AUACUCUUCCUUAAAUAUCCAUCAACGCUUUCUUCUCUCUCCCCUCGAUCGCCAUUAAAGAAAGGAAUCUCGCUUCUUCUUCUGCUCGACCCUUUCUCACUCUUCCAAAUAUACCUGCAACUAUCGUUUUUUGUGAUUCUCAGACAUCUAAUCCAUGGCUACUUGAUGUGCAAUCACUUUGAUCUGUUUGAUUUCUGGAUAGGAGACCUUUUCGAUUGGAAGUAUAAUAACUACUAGCUUCGAUCGGUGACCGAAAGUUUUCUUCCGAUUUUUUUAAAUCAUACUGUUGAGGCAUGAUGAGUUCUCUUCAAGGUCCAGUUGUGUGCCCUUCUGUCCAUAGGAAGCAAGGAGAAUUUCAUGCAGUUCCUGCAGUUAAUGGGUCUUUAAAUAAGACUAAAAUUCUCAGAAGUGGGAUGUGGGGAUUUAGAGGUGUUUACAGCCAUCGGGUUCAUAUCCGUGAUCAACCAAGGUCGCAGACCGUUACAUGUACUUUUAGUUCAUCUUCAAAUGGCAAUGGUAGCAUGGCGGAGAGUUUUAAUGAGAAUGACUCGGAUUAUGUCAAUUCCAGUGUAGUUGAAGCUGUUGAGGUGAAGAGCGGCCCAGAGGGGUUUAUGAUUAAGAUGAGGGAUGGUAGGCAUCUAAGAUGUGCACAUAACAAUCCUCAAGGUGGUCAUCUGCCUGAUUAUGCUCCACAUCCUGCAAUUGUACUGAAGAUGGAAGAUGGGACUGGCCUUUUACUUCCAAUAAUUGUUUUGGAGAUGCCUAGUGUAUUACUCAUGGCGGCAAUUCGCAAUGUUCAAAUUGCUAGGCCAACUAUGUAUCAAGUGGUGCGGGAAAUGGUUGAUAAGAUGGGAUAUAAAGUCAAGCUUGUUCGAGUAACCAAGAGAAUACAUGAGGCAUAUUUUGCUCGGUUAUAUCUCACAAAGCUGGAUGAUGAAACCGAUUGUGUUAGCUUUGACCUUCGUCCAUCAGAUGCCAUCAAUAUUGCUGUGAGGUGCAAGGUGCCAAUACAGGUGAACAAGUUCUUGGCUUAUAGCGAUGGAAUGAAGGUUGUUGAAUCUGCAAAACCUUCAUUGUUGGGAUCCUCCUCAGAUGGUUUGAUAUUUAAAGAACUGGACAGACCAAGUGGGCAGCCAUGUGUGGAAACGAAGGAGUUUAAUCUUAUCCGGAACAUGCUUAUUGCUGCUGUGGAGGAACGCUACAGAGAUGCUGCACAAUGGAGGGAUAAACUGACUCAACUUCGAUCCAAACGGAACUGGGCCUAACAGGGGGAUGAAUCUGUACAUAAUUGAAGUGGGUUUCUCAAGUAAUUAGCAUUGUUAUUAUUAUUACAAUGGUGUUUGUUUAGUUAAGAAUAUGCAUUGUAAAUAUAUAUACAUGUGUUGUAAUAUGUAACUCUCUUGUUGAUGCAAAACUCUGCACAUUCGCAUGGUUCCAACAUCACCUUUAAGAAAGAAUCAAAAGACCAUAUUAUAUUUACUCGGUUUUUGUACU
Molecule: messenger RNA, 1494 nt
Organism: Cynara cardunculus var. scolymus (artichoke)
Lineage: Eukaryota; Viridiplantae; Streptophyta; Magnoliopsida; Asterales; Asteraceae
Product: bifunctional nuclease 2-like
Exons: 11
Coding region: 294-1265 (323 amino acids)
Biological process (GO): protein ubiquitination
Cellular component (GO): VCB complex; nucleus
Molecular function (GO): nuclease activity
Source: RefSeq, a predicted model, not a curated record